AUGGAUCGUCUACCAAAUAACACAACUGCGACUUCGGGUUCGUACAAUAUUGUUGAGACUGAUGAAGAAUCACAAAAUAUCUUUAAGUUAACGACGGAUCAGUUCGAAUUUCUAGACCUGGUGGCUAACACUGUACAUUCUGCGGCUAUGCUCAGGAAUUCGAACAUGACGCCAAGACAAAUGAGCGUGACGGAAUCUAAUAAUACAGACAUCUGGAAGUUGAGAGGUGAAGACGCUAAAGUAAUACAACAGCUGUCCACGGACUGUUUACAGAGUGAUCUCGUAAAGUCAAAAAGACAACCAGUUCUGCACCUGCGAGUAGCAAAGAGACUUAAUCAUAACGCGAAGUUUGCAACACUCGGGUUGUCAGAAGUACUGGCCAAAGCUCUGCGUGCGGCGGCCAUGCGCAGAUCGUUGAACCAUGACGUCAUACUUGUGCAUUUUCCUCGACGUAUCACUCCAGAUGUAAUCGGAGAAAGCCCUUUUGGAAACGUUGCGAUAACGGACCAUAGUACGGCAGUUUUCCGGCAGCCGACCACUGUAGAACUCGUAUCGGACUUACAACAGACGUCCACGGACUGUGUGCAGACUGCAGAUAUUGUAAUUCUGGAUAUCCAAAAUGCAGUGCCGCCUGCAGUGAUUUGUCUACGACAAACCAAUGACGAUAUUAUUGUGAUCGACGAAAUUAAUGUUGAAGAUGAUCGGCCAGAAGCAAAAACAGCUGUUCGACGUCGUAGGCCGACCCUAUCGGCAUUAGGGAGAAGACUCCUUAAAGUCGGUAGGAUGUUAUGUUGCUGGUGCAGCGUAGUACCGUCCAAGGAUACGAAAUAG
Messenger RNA from Macrosiphum euphorbiae (potato aphid), 831 nucleotides. The record is from the annotation of a GenBank genome assembly. NCBI's taxonomy places the organism in Eukaryota, Metazoa, Arthropoda, Insecta, Hemiptera, Aphididae.